Molecule: messenger RNA, 335 nt
Organism: Didymodactylos carnosus
Lineage: Eukaryota; Metazoa; Rotifera; Eurotatoria; Philodinida; Philodinidae
Source: the annotation of a GenBank genome assembly
UUGUCGGACUAUUUUUGGGACUACAAUAUGUACAUGUUCGACAUUUAUUUGAUUGUGAUAUUUUUUUGAGUUAUGUACAACAAUUACAUCUGACUGUUUGUUCUAGAUUGAAACAAACCACAAGUACAAAUCAAAAUGAUGGUUUGCCAUUAGAUAAUGAUAGUUUAGAUAAUGUCAUGACACAGGAAGAUCAAUCAUUAGAUCAACAAUUAGCUGUUCUAGUUCAACAUCGCGAUGAUUUACUAAGAACUGGUGUAUAUACACAACAGGAUACGUUAAUUAAAGAAUUAGAAAGACGAAUACAAGAAGUAAUGAAGAGAAAAGCGAAACAAUAA